Onthophagus taurus is the source of this 2545-nucleotide messenger RNA. The record is from RefSeq and is a predicted model, not a curated record. NCBI's taxonomy places the organism in Eukaryota, Metazoa, Arthropoda, Insecta, Coleoptera, Scarabaeidae.
GUCGGUUGUAAAAAGCGUGGGGAUGUUCGCACUUGGAAUAACCAUCGCCAAAGAAUGCGUGGGAAUGGAGCUCCUUCCCAGUGCAAAUUAACGUUUCGUUAAAUACACACAUAGAAAAUGAAUGAUUUUUUUUUCGAUUGAAAUAAACCUUUAAAUUAUUUAGUUAUUAAAAAAUGUUGGGUUUUAUUGUAUUUUGUGGCCUCCUUUUAUCGAUUGAGUGCGGUGAUCCUAAUUUUGUGUUUAUUCUCACCGAUGAUCAAGAUUUAUUAUUAAACGGAUUAUUACCAAUGAGAAGUACCCGAAAAUUAGUUGCCGAUGAAGGAAUUACGUUCACAAAUGCGUUUGUGAAUACCCCAAUUUGUUGUCCAAGUCGCAGCACUAUUUUAACUGGAAAAUACAUACAUAACCUGCAAGUUUUUAAUAAUUCUUUAUCGGGGAAUUGCGCAAGUAAUUUUUGGCAAAAAAAACAUGAAAAACACUCAGUUGCGAAUUUAUUAAAAACAAAUAAAAAUUAUACUACGUUUUACGCCGGGAAAUACUUAAAUCAAUACGGAAAUGACCGCUCCGGGGGGUUAAAACAUGUUCCUGUUGGUUAUGAUUGGUGGAUUGGAUUAAAAGGGAACUCUGUUUAUUAUAAUUAUUCUUUAUCGAUAAAUGGGACGAAGAAAUCGUUUCGGGAUGAAUACCUAACGGAUGUUUUAUCGGAUUAUUCGAUUGAAUUUUUAAAUCAACGAAAAGACCCCUUUUUUAUGAUGAUAGCCCCCCCAGCUUGCCACAGCCCAUUCCAACCAGCCCCACGUCAUAUCGGAGCUUUUAAAGGAACGAAAGCUUUAAAAACGCCUAAUUUUAAUUACUCAUCUCACGAUAAACAUUGGAUCGUUGAAAUGAACCCGAAUUAUUUACCGACGAAUAUAACAAGUUUAGAUCGAAUUCAACAACUCAGAAUGGAAACUUUGUUAUCCGUUGAUGAAAUGGUUGAGCGGCUAAUAAAAAAAUUAAUUGAUUUAAAAAUUUUAAACGAAACUUACAUCAUUUUUACCUCAGAUAAUGGUUUUCAUAUCGGGCAGUUUACUCAACCUUGGGAUAAGAGGCAACCGUACGAAACGGAUGUUAAAGUCCCCUUUUUCAUUAAAGGGCCCAAAAUUCGAUCGAAAUCUUUGGAAAAUCGACCGAUUUCGACCAUCGAUGUGUUACCAACGAUUUUAGAUUUAGCCUCGAUCGAAAUUCCGGGAGAUAUCGAUGGAGUUUCGUUUAAACAAUAUUUAUUUAACCCUGGCGAUUCUAAAAAGCCUUUUUUUGAUGAUAAAAAUAUGAAUGAUUACGUUUUUUUGGAGUAUUUCGGCGAAGGAGGAGAAAGUGUUGAUGAAAAUUGUUUCAUUUCAUCGCCGAGAGAUGUCGCUGAGUGUUCGUUGGAAAAUUGGUGUAAAUGUCAAGAUUCGAAAAAUAAUACUUUUACUUGCGUUAAGAUUUUUGGGAAAUACGAGGAUUUUAAAUAUUGUCAGUUUAAAGAUGAUUUGGGGUUUAUUGAAGCUUACGAUUUAAUGCUAGAUCCUUAUGAACUUAAAAAUGUUUAUACUCAACUUAAAACGGAUCAAAUUAAUUAUUACAAUCACCUUUUAAAUCGAUUCAAAAAUAAAAUAAAUUAGUUAUUUAACACCACAUAUUCUUUCCUUUUCAACCCUACUCAUUCCAGAUCUAACCUGAUAGGUUGGCGAUCUGCUUGUGUAGUUGUAGCUGUAAUCACUAUCUGUACCCUACAAAGAUGGGAAGACACUUGAAAACAUGGAGAAUCCCGGGAAUAGAGGAGGCCAAUCAAAUUAAUCACGCCCGUUGUAUCGAUCAAAUAUACAUAAGAGAAGAGCAAGAGAUCGAAAAUAAUGGCAGUUAGACAAAUUCGGUGAUACUUUAAUCAAGAGCAUGUGUUGUAAAGAAUAAGAGAGUGACCCUUUUUACGUUUUUCACUCUUUUAUUAAUUAAUCCUCUAGUGAAGGAAAAUCCAGGGGAAUCCCUGGAAAUUUUAGCUACUGAUAUUAAAAGCUCUCUGCUUGAACUCUUGGAAAAGGCACCAUGCUACCAUGCCAUUGCACUUGACGAAUCAUGUGAUGUUGUUGAUGAUGAACAAAUAGCUAUUUUCGUGAGAUUUUUCGACGUUGAAAAUAAGAUAUUCAGAGAAGAAUUGCUCGCAAUAUUGCCUUUGAAAGGUAACACUCGAGGAGAAGAUUUAUUCAAAGCUAUUGACAAAUUCAUUAAUAAUUCCAACAUUCGUUAUGAUAAAAUAGUGUCGCUGUCAACUGACGGUGCCCCAGCGAUGAUUGGCAAAGAAAAAGGUGUAGUAAAGAAAAUCAGGGAUAAGAAUCCAGGUCUAAUAUCGUAUCAGUGUAUAAUUCAUCAGACUGCCCUUUGUGGAAAACUCAGUGCUACACUGAAAGAAGUAAUGGACAGCUUGGUGCAGUUAAUUAAUUUUAUGAGAUCUCAUUCUUCUCUUCAACACCGAAAGUUCAAGAAGUUUCUUUCAGAAUGUGAUGCAGUGUAUUCUGACUUAUUA